GUGCUCCCCGAUGCAGCAAAACUAGGGGAGAGGAUCCACUGACUUUGUGGAGGGAACUGCACCCUGACUUCCUCUCUAUAUCUCUCUAACAACCCACUCUCUCACCUCUCUUUUCCCUCCAUUUUUUCUCUGUUUUUCAAUUCUCUCUCCACAAAAAAUGCCUAAAGUUAGACAAAGUUAGGGAGGAGAAAGUUAGAGAAUCUGAAUCCCAAAACUAGGGGGUGUGAAUUGGUGGAUCAUUUAAUAAAAUAAAAUAAAAACCGUACCCAUAUUUGUAAACCGGUUCAGUUUAUUGGGUUUUCCCGUUCACACUCUUUCAGUCUUUCUCUUUCUCCCUUCUAACAUUCUCCCAGCCGCACAAUAAAAUUGAAAAAAAUCCAGAACCCUAAUCCCAAAUUCAACCAGAAAUCCGUGAAAUCUUUCUGCAAAUUCAAUGAAAUCGUCCAAAUCACAAUUAUGAGUUUGUUAAAAUAACUCUAAAAUCGAAGAAAUCAUUCUUUAAAUCAACAAAAUCGUCCUUCAACAACACCUUCAAAGAUCUCUUCAGUGUUUAAGGCUUAUGCAUGGUGCAUAAGUAAAAUAAUACGCUAUCUUCUUCAUUCUUCUCCCUCAACCCUAGCUUCGCCGUUGCCGUCGCCAUCUCUCCUCCCAUCUCCGGCCAUUGGACCUCCAUUAAAGAAACAAAUUCCGUUUUCAUGAUCUCGUCACUUGGUCUUUCAUCUGAAUCAUAGGAACACCAGCCUCUAGAACCAGAUAAAUUUUCCCCUGAACCAUUGUUCUCGGCAUCAUUGUGUUCCUACUAAAUCAGCUUAACAUGACUUCUCAAGACAUUCUUGUAUUCAUGGAACUUGCAAUACAGCAGGCAAAGUUAGCUAUGGAUGCCCUUGAAGUACCUGUUGGCUGUGUAAUUGUGGAGGAUGACAAGGUUAUAGCCUCGGGAAGGAAUCGAACUACCGAGACACGAAAUGCUACAAGACAUGCAGAAAUGGAAGCUAUAGACCUGCUUCUAGAACAGUGGCAGAAAAACGGACUUUCGAUGACUGAAGUUGCUAAAAAAUUCUCAAACUGCAGUCUUUAUGUUACUUGUGAACCAUGCAUAAUGUGCGCAUCUGCUUUGUCAAAUUUAGGUAUAAAGGAAGUGUUUUAUGGCUGUUCAAAUGAUAAAUUUGGAGGUUGUGGAUCAAUACUAUCAUUGGAUUUAAGUGAUACCGUGUCACCUAAUAAGGGUUUCAAAUGUGCUGGAGGUAUAAUGGCAACAGAAGCUGUCCUUCUCUUUCGAACAUUCUACGAGCAAGGAAAUCCUAAAGCUCCAAAACCCCACAGGCCUCUAGCACUUCAGGCAACAACUUGAAUUUGUUGGCAUUUUGUUUAUUUGCUGGAGUUGGUUUGAGCAGCCUCCUUCCUAUUUAUGAAUGGUUAGGUAUAAAUCCCAGAAAGCCUUGUGUAAAUUAUUGUUUGCCACACCUAAUAAUGUGAUUUGUACUUCUUUUCCGGCGUCUUCUGUUCAGUAACUGUUGCCAACAGAUGCGCGGGCACAAGCCAUUGUUGGGUUGGGAAUCAACCACGUGUUUUGUAUCAAAACACGUGAUUGAUUGAAUUAAAUACUUUAAUUUUAAAAGAAUAUUUAUCGGUUAAGAUUCAAAUUAAUUUUAAGGACUUGAUGUGUUAGUAUA
Vicia villosa (hairy vetch) is the source of this 1673-nucleotide messenger RNA. Its product is annotated as tRNA-specific adenosine deaminase TAD2-like. Gene Ontology annotation, biological process: tRNA wobble adenosine to inosine editing. The transcript has 9 exons. Gene Ontology annotation, molecular function: tRNA-specific adenosine-34 deaminase activity; zinc ion binding. The coding region runs from base 815 to 1351 and encodes 178 amino acids. The record is from RefSeq and is a predicted model, not a curated record. NCBI's taxonomy places the organism in Eukaryota, Viridiplantae, Streptophyta, Magnoliopsida, Fabales, Fabaceae.